CCGACGGGUCUCUCUCUUUCUCACUCUCUCUCUCUCUUUCACUCUGCCGUCUGUCUUCAAGGUCCGGUUACCGGUUGCUCUGCUCUGCUCUGCUCAGAUCGCUCUGGGGACAUGACUGAACUCUGACGCUAACCAGCAGUGGCAAGGUGAGGAGGAGAGACACCGGCGUGGCGUGGACAGAGGAGCGCUAACACAGAAGAAGGCAGAGAGGGGAGAGGGGAAAGGAAAGAAGCAACGGAAGAAAGACACGUUUGCUCCUGUUUUUGCUUUUCUUUUGAAGGUAUCCGAUGAUGGCAGAGAGAGCUCGUCCUGUGUCGGAGCACUUCCCUCCCACAGGCUCCUCCCACACAGAGCCUGGACCAAUCACAGACAGCCUGUCGCUAUCCAAGAGUUCCACAGACAUUGGCAUGGUGACGACCCCGCCACAGCCGGACAAGCCUCUGCCCAGCCAGGAGACGGUGAGCUCCAACGGUGCCGGUAGCAUCCUGCCGACUGACACAACUACCACCAACGCCGCCACCACCACUACCGCCAGCGAUGCCCCUGCCGGUGCCCAAAAUGGCGGCCAGCCGAUGAACUUUCACCUCAGUGGCUCCCACAGUGCCGACAACACUCCAGAUCACCUGGUGGUGGUCCGCAACCCCGGGAGGCCACACAGCAUCGCGGAGAGUCCCGGUAUGGAGGUGGUGCUAGAGGGAGAACUGAACCACUACCAUCAACAUCAACACCAACACCAACACCAACACCAACACCACCCUCACCACCUCCCACACCAGCUCCCUCACUACUACCCGCACCUCUACCACGCUGCCCCUGCCUGCUGCGCGGGGGACAUGGCCCUGGGCGCGGCCGGCUCUCACAGGGAUCUGAGCGGGCACAUGCUGGCACCCGCCAUGCUGGCGGUGCAGAGGAGCCACUCAGACACGCUGCAGACGCUGAGGGAGAGCCCGGUGCCCCUAAAUCACCCGCACCCACAUCCACACAUGCUUCAGUACCCCCAGCACUGUGACAGCCCCAACAUGGCUGCCUGUGCCAAUAUGGCUGCCUGUGCCAACAUGGCUGCCUGUGCCAACAUGGCGUCCUCCGCCACCUCGCCCUCCCAAUUCGCCCAUCUGGUCCAGGAGAGAUGCUGUGACCCGCAGCAGCCCUGUGUAGGGAACGUGUGCCAGCUGGCCACAGCAGCCCCGUCCACAGCCACAGUAUCCAGCUCAAGCAGAGGCCCCAGCCCCACGUCAUCAACCGGCCAGCCCCAGCCCCAGCCCCAGCAUGGCUGCGUGCCAGUCACAGUGUCCAACGUGCCCUGCGAGGGAGCCGCGGAGGCCAGAGGACAGCCUGUAUGCUACGAGGACUUGGCAUGUUGUGGUGGUGUUGGCGGUGGGGGGGCGUUCGGUGUGGCUCUGGGCCCCGGAAUGGUGGAGGAGACCCUGGCCGCGUACUGCCACUACCAGCCCAUACCGGCCACCGCGGUGCAGCUGCUCACCCCGCCGGCCAGGGGUCUGCCCGGGGCCGAGGCUCAGCUCCUGGCCCUGCCGCGGCUCAUCUCCUCCAUCAGCGAGACGGGGCUGGACGCCAAGCGCAUGCUGCGCUGCUGCAACCUGGACUGCCCCUGGCCGCAUGCCCCGGCGCUGCACCAGCCGCACGUUGGAGAAGAGGGCCAUGCCGGCAGUGCUACAUCCAGAGAUGCCACCUCCAUCUCCAUAACCAACACCACCAGCACCCUCACCAGGGACAUGGGCACCAUGACGUCCCAGCUGGAGCUUAGGGACAUUGGGGUGCAAGCGGAGGUGCAGGCCGCCGGCACCUCCCCGCCGCCCCACCACAUGUACCCCGAGGUCUGCCUUGUGGAGGACAGCGGUGGCGCCAACGGUGGUACACCGGUGUCAUCAUCCGGUAAAGGCAAGGGCAAGGGCAAGGGUAAGGGUGGCGCGGCGGCGGCGCACAAGUCUCCUGUCAAGGAGGUGAAGUGGGACGCGGAGGGCAUGACGUGGGAGGUGUACGGGGCCUCCGUGGACCCCGAGGAGCUGGGCCUCGCCAUCCAGAAGCACCUGGAGAUCCAGAUUAAGGAGACGGCCAGUCGUGCCGCCAAGCUCUCCCGCCAGAACACCAGCUUGUCCCAGGCUGCUGGAGAAAGAUAG
Molecule: messenger RNA, 2135 nt
Organism: Engraulis encrasicolus (European anchovy)
Lineage: Eukaryota; Metazoa; Chordata; Actinopteri; Clupeiformes; Engraulidae
Exons: 3
Coding region: 288-2135 (615 amino acids)
Biological process (GO): neuron projection development
Cellular component (GO): plasma membrane
Source: RefSeq, a predicted model, not a curated record